Molecule: messenger RNA, 855 nt
Organism: Rodentolepis nana
Lineage: Eukaryota; Metazoa; Platyhelminthes; Cestoda; Cyclophyllidea; Hymenolepididae
Source: the annotation of a GenBank genome assembly
AUGGACUCUAUUAAGAAGAAGAUGUUGGCGAUGAAAUUGGAAAAGGAAAAUGCCUUAGAAAAAGCUAUUAGUCUCGAAAACCAGCUUAAGGAGAAAGCUAAGGACUUUGAGAAGAAGGAGGAAGAAAUGAAUGACUGGCAAUCAAAAGUGAAGAGCCUUCAAACAGAAGUUGAUACCGUUCAGGAAUCUCUUCAGGAAGCAAUUGUCAAACUUGAGGAAACCGAGAAGCGUGCUACCAACGCUGAGGCUGAAGUUGCCGCUAUGACUCGUCGCAUUAGGCUUUUGGAGGAAGAUUACGAACAAUCAAGCGGGCGACUUACUGAAACUUCUACGAAGCUUGAUGACGCCAGCAAGGCAGCUGAAGAAAGCGAGAGGAGUCGUAAGGCCCUUGAAACCAGAUCUAUUUCUGAUGAUGAAGUAAUGGGUCAACUUGAAGAGCAAGUCAAAGAAGCUAAGGAUAUGGCCGAAGACGCUGAACGCAAAUAUGAUGAGGCUGCCCGUCGAUUGGCUGUUACGGAGGUUGAUCUUGAACGUGCUGAAGCACGUUUGGAGACUUCUGAGAGCAAAAUUGUUGAACUUGAGGAGGAGUUGCGAAUUGUUGGCAACAACAUGAAAUCUCUCGAGGUUUCAGAACAGGAGUCGCUUCAACGCGAAGAAAGCUAUGAAGAGACCAUUCGUGAUUUGACUGAACGUCUCAAGACGUCCGAGCAACGUGCAGCUGAAGCUGAACGCCAAGUUUCCAAGCUCCAAAACGAAGUCGAUCGUCUCGAAGACGAGCUCUUGUCCGAGAAAGAACGCUAUCGUGGCAUCAGUGGCGAGUUGGAUACUACUUUCGAGGAGCUCACUUCCUUCUAA